This is a messenger RNA of Ailuropoda melanoleuca (giant panda), 933 nucleotides long. Its product is annotated as olfactory receptor 10J1. The transcript has a single exon. Lineage: Eukaryota; Metazoa; Chordata; Mammalia; Carnivora; Ursidae. The coding region runs from base 1 to 933 and encodes 310 amino acids. Gene Ontology annotation, biological process: G protein-coupled receptor signaling pathway. Gene Ontology annotation, molecular function: olfactory receptor activity; G protein-coupled receptor activity. Gene Ontology annotation, cellular component: membrane. The record is from RefSeq and is a predicted model, not a curated record.
AUGAAAAGCAAGAACGACACAGGGGUGAGUGAAUUCAUUCUCCAGGGGUUUUCCAGCUUCCGAGAACACAAGAUUAUCCUCUUUGUGAUAUUUCUUACCUUGUACCUUUUAACUCUGGCUGGCAAUGUCAUCAUUGUGACGGUUAUCAGCUUUGCUCGUCGCCUCCACACGCCCAUGUACUUCUUCCUUAGUGUGCUCUCCACCUCCGAGACCGUGUACACACUGGUCAUUGUUCCGCGGAUGCUCUGCAGCCUUACGGGUCUUAACCAACCCAUCUCCUUGGCUGGCUGCGCCACCCAGAUGUUCUUCUUCCUCACCUUGGCCAUCAACAACUGCUUCCUGCUCACGGCCAUGGGCUACGACCGCUAUGUGGCCAUCUGCAACCCCUUGAGGUACACAGUCCUCAUAAGCAAGAGGGUGUGUGCCCUGCUUGUAUGGGGGGCUUUCAGCAUUGGGCUGCUUGUGGCCAUAAUUCAGAUUUCCUCUGUGUUCAGACUGCCCUUUUGUGACAGAGAAGUGGCCCAUUAUUUCUGUGACAUCCUCCCAGUUAUGAAACUCUCCUGUGCGGACACCACUCUACAUGACAUAAUUAACUUUAUCAUCAGCUCACUUGUUAUUCUGGUGCCCAUGGGGCUGGUCUUCAUUUCCUACGUCCUCAUCAUCUCCACCAUCCUCAAGAUCCCCUCUGCCCAGGGCCGGAAGAAGGCCUUCGCCACCUGCGCCUCCCACCUCACGGUGGUCAUAGUCCACUACGGCUGUGCCUCCAUUGCCUACCUCAAGCCCAAGUCCGAGAACAGCAGGGAUCAGGAUCAGCUGAUCUCGGUGACCUACAUGGUCAUCACCCCCCUGCUGAACCCUGUGGUGUACACGCUGAGGAACAAGGAGGUCAAGGAUGCUCUUCACCGUGCUGUUGGCAGAAACCCUCUUGUCUAG